Molecule: messenger RNA, 4129 nt
Organism: Exophiala xenobiotica
Lineage: Eukaryota; Fungi; Ascomycota; Eurotiomycetes; Chaetothyriales; Herpotrichiellaceae
Exons: 4
Coding region: 269-3586 (1105 amino acids)
Biological process (GO): regulation of DNA-templated transcription; intra-Golgi vesicle-mediated transport
Cellular component (GO): endosome; trans-Golgi network; cytoplasm
Molecular function (GO): GTPase activator activity; protein binding; sequence-specific DNA binding
Source: RefSeq, a predicted model, not a curated record
GGCGGAGGCGCAGUCUCAGUCUUCGUCGUUGUGGUCGCCGUACCGUAACCUCAACAUCCCCACGAUCAACCCAAACAAUCCUUCACCAUUCAGCAGCCUGUACAAAAUCUCAUAACCCUUCCUCCCGCAAUACCCAUAUCUGUCAGUAAGCCAUCUUUGUCCAACAUCGGCAUCAUACCACACCGCACGCAGCGCUGGGCAUCGAAUCGCAAAUUACCCGCCCGCCUGGGCGCAUUUAGACCCCCAAGCCCGAUGCAGGUCGUCAGCAAUGGGGAAUAUCGGUAGCCGAAUCGACGACGGCUCGGUGCUAUACUUGAAAGAUCAAGGGCGUUUCUCCAUUACUUCGAUCACAGUCAGCAAUGGACGGCGGAAAGUCCUGCUUCAUGUUACACCCAAUGCAUAUCCCGCCUCACGUCUCGUGGGAAAACUAGAUGCCGCUGAUUAUAGACCAGUCUCUUACAUCCAGGAUCCAGAAUCACCAGGCCUCUUGUUCCUACCUAGACUAGACCUCGAAGAUGAACUCGAUGUACGAUUUACGUUCGCGACUCGACAGAAUUCGGGACCGUUACCUGCCACGCCCUCUACAGCAACUGCAGCUGUCGAUACCACCAUCACCGGACUUACUUUUGCCUAUGCUGCCAAUGCGAAAGAGUUGGACACCCUGGUGACUCGAGAGUUUCAUGCGGAUCCCAAUCUACACAAGAAUUCCAAUGUACAAUUCAUAGGCGACUUUGUCACAAAUGGAAGCCCGGUCAUUUCAUACGAGUGGAAUUGGCGGUGGAAGCCUCCGAAACCGUACGAAGACAAGGGUGGUGGCUGGCGGAACUGUUGCAGUUUUCUCGAGUACGAUUCCCGGGCGCAUCGAUUGAACACCCUGGCCUCAUUCGCGUUCUGGGUGAACAAUGCUGCGCUACCAAACAUGACCCCUCUAGCUUCACCAAACCUCGAACUCAUGGUUCCGCCCCAGCGGCGUAUGCCUUCGAGUCAGUCAUACCAGUCAGCAAUAAGUGAUUCGGAGGAUCGCCCUGACCUGCCAAAUCCACCCUCGCCUCAUUUCCAGUCGGUCGAUGUGAGCUCGACUGCCUCAACGGCUGCGGCUUCAAGCAUUGCGCCCUCACUUCCCGUGAUUGAUGUUCAGUGUCCGCGACCAGGAGAAGACGUCAGCGCGGUCGAAGAUGGUCCGGUCUUCAGAGCCACCAUGAAAUCUCUCGAACUGAAAACGGGCUCCAUGAGAAUCCAAGUCAAAAAGGUACUCAAGAAGGCGGAAGCCGCUCAACAAGCGCAAGUCGAGUGCAAUCAAGCCAUGGCGGAAUUUUUACGCGCGCUUCAGGAGGCAUCUGCCUCGAAUGCCACGGCCUUCAAACCAGCCCUUGAUCACUAUUUCACAAACAUCGCGCAAAGGAUAUUGAAGUAUGAGAAAGAAAACAGUUCGCUCUUGCAGAAGCAGAUCAUCGAUCCAAUAUCGAAACUCUACAAUCUCGACAUCAAGCAGGCCGAGGCCAAAAAGAAGGAUUUUGAAGAUGAAAGUCGCGACUACUACGCUUAUGUCAGCCGUUAUCUCGGUCAGCGGCAGGAUUCUCUGAAGGACAAGAAAAGAGCAGAGAGCGAUUCCAAGUAUCAGAACAAGAAGAAGAACUUCGAGCUCAAAAGAUUCGACUAUUCCACGUUCAUGCAGGAUCUUCACGGCGGUCGCAAAGAACAAGAACUACUAUCACAAUUGACCAGAUACGCCGACGGUCAGGCACACUCGUUUCUUGCAGCAGCUAAAAGAGUCGAGACCCUCAUUCCCCAGUUGGAUGCCCUUGUUAAAGAAGUGGGCGAUGCUGAUAAGGAGUACAACCUGCAAAGAACUGAACGGGAAGAGAAACGUCGGAAUCUGGAAAAGAACGGUCCCAAUUCUGUGGAAGGUGAUACACCUUAUCAGCCUCCGUCCACGACCUCACAGCCAACUACGCAGAAUGGUCAGACCGGUUACACCUCAGACACGGACUUGAGCAGGGCAGACAGUCAGAGCUCGCAGUUUGGUAGAUCCUCGGUCAAUACCUUGUCACCAGCCACCAAUGCACCAUUACAGGGAAUCCCGAGUGCUGCUUUAUCCACGUCGCCAUCAGCCUCUUCAAUAGCGCCGACACCCAACAAAUUCAAGGGCAUUCGUGACCUCGAUGAAAGCGCCGUAUCGAUCAGUGACAAAGCAUCAAGUGGGCUGUUCAAGAAAGAAGGAUUGUUGUGGGCUUUGAGUAAACCCGGAUCUCACAUAGAUCCCAAAGGUAUCAACAAGCAAGCCUGGCACAAAUUCUGGAUUGUGCUUGACCAGGGAAAGCUUUCCGAGUACAGCAAUUGGAAAGACAAACUAGACCUACACAGGGAACCCAUCGACUUACGAAUGGCUUCAGUGAGGAUGGCUCGAGACGCCGAACGCCGAUUCUGUUUCGAGGUCAUCACUCCUCAAUAUAAGCGAGUUUACCAAGCGACGACAGAAGACGAAAUGAACAACUGGAUAAACGCCAUCAACAAUGCGCUCCAAAAUGCCUUUGAAGCAGGCGGACUGGCAUCCCAGCAAAGCUCCAAGGACUCCGCUGGGCAUGAAUAUGGCCAUAUGCUCACGGGCAAGAGCUCGUCGCAAUCUGGACCUCACGGCUAUACUCAGCGACACGAUGCACCGGGAGUCUCGCGACGGACCACUGUGGGAGCUAGACCUACCUACACCAGGACGAGCAGCAACAGCUAUGAUGAGAAUCCUGCCAAGCUCCUUGAUCAGAUCAGAAACCACGACCAAGGCAACCAGCUCUGCGCUGACUGUGGGUCCACCUCCAAGGUCGAAUGGGUUUCUUUGAACCUGGGCAUUAUUUUGUGCAUCGAAUGUGGAGGUAUCCACCGUUCUUUGGGUACUCAUGUGUCCAAGAUACGUUCCCUCACGCUGGACGUACACUCCUUCACCAACGAUAUUGUCGAGCUUUUGAUGCUUGUUGGCAAUCGUAUCAGCAACAUGGUCUGGGAGUCUUUGCUGGACCUUUCAUUGAAACCGGUACCCACUGCCACGCGAGAGCAGCGGUUGAGGUUCAUCACAUCAAAGUAUGUUGAGCGGGCUUACGUCGAUCCCGUUUCGCAGUACGGGACUGCUGAUGACAUGCUAUUAACGUCGAUCAAGAAGCAUGACGUCAAGGGCGUUCUCCAGGCCAUUGCUCAGCGCGGCAACGUCAACGCGCAGGACCGUUCCAGAAACACUCACGCAGUGUUUCUGGCUUUGGCAGCUGCGGAUCCUGCUCGACCAGUUUCGUCUCAUUCAGCGACACCAAGCAAAUCCAUCAAGGCAUUUCCUAUGGCCGAGCUGUUGGUUCAAAACGGAGCAGAGAUCCCCACCGAGCCACCUGCUAUACCAUUGUCUUCGGCUGCGCAACUGUACAUCGAUCAGAGGACCGCUCGAGCAACGGCCGCCAAUGGUGGUCACGGAGAUACACUUGGUCCCCUACCCAUUAUGAACGCCAGAAUUUCACCGUCAGCCUCCGAUGGUCACGCAAGAUUGCAGAAGCGAAGUAGUGCCGGUUCAAGAUUCGCCGGCAAAGUGACAGGGCUGGGUGAACGAUAGAGCCGUUAUCGGUCAAAGGUUCAGGUCGACAUUGCGGUACCGAUUCUUUGUGAUACGUUGGGGACAAUCAGCAGCCCAUCGCUUCUGAACGUGGGGUCGGGUUUGAGCGGUUCUUUGGCUCUUCCUGCUAGGGUUUUGUAUUUGGGGAGUACGGCGAAUCUAUGAUGAUGUUUUAAUGAUUGAGAUGUAUGAGUGUAAUGCCCCAACAAGAUCAGGACACCUUGUUCGACUGUACCUGGGAUUGGGAUGGGGGCGCAAGGCAACCUUUGGGAGACCUGGACUCUUUGGGCGUGGCUUUGUGGAUUGAGGAACACCGUCGAUCUGGUGAGGAUUGCGGAGAGCCUGGUAUGGCCUGUUGACCCAUGGGCAAUUGGGUACACAGAGAGCUUUUAUCUAUACAUUUGCAUUGAGUAAGAGGAAUGCCUAGCGGCAGGUAAUUGACUCGAACCGUCAGGCUAGACCUGAUUGUUUUUAACACUUGGGCACCUAUCUGGGUAUCACUAUAGUAUCGUUAAGACAUGGUUAAGCAAUUCAUAAUCAAAA